Gadus chalcogrammus (walleye pollock) is the source of this 2792-nucleotide messenger RNA. RefSeq names its product leucine-rich repeat and fibronectin type-III domain-containing protein 4-like. The transcript has 7 exons. Bases 51 to 2792 code for a protein of 913 amino acids. Gene Ontology annotation, molecular function: protein binding. The record is from RefSeq and is a predicted model, not a curated record. NCBI's taxonomy places the organism in Eukaryota, Metazoa, Chordata, Actinopteri, Gadiformes, Gadidae.
UCACAUGCUGCCUGCUGCCCUCGCUGGUGGGGGCGGGGGAGACGUGGGGCAUGGUGUCCGUGUGCCCCAUCCACUGCGUCUGCCGCAACCUGUCCGAGUCCCUGAGCACGCUGUGCGCCGACAAGGGGCUGCUGUUCGUGCCGCCGCACGUGGACCGCCGCACGGUGGAGCUCCGGCUGGCCGACAACUUCAUCACCGAGGUGGGCGGCGUCGACUUCGGCAACAUGUCGGGCCUGGUGGACCUGACGCUGUCGCGCAACACCAUCCACACCAUCCGCCCCAUGGCCUUCGCCGACCUGGAGAGCCUGCGCUCGCUGCAUCUGGACGGAAACCGCCUGACGACAGUUGGGCCACGAGACCUCGCGGGAUUGCUCAAUCUGCAGCAUCUGAUCAUCAAUAACAACCAACUGGUGAAGGUCUCCACGGAGGCCUUUGAUGACUUCCUGCUCACGCUGGAGGACCUGGACAUGUCCUACAACAACCUCAGACGGGUGCCGUGGGAGUCCAUUCAGAACAUGGCCAGCCUCCACACGCUCAACCUGGACCACAACCUCAUAGACCACAUCGCCGAGGGCGUCUUCGGGGAACUGUACAAGCUGGCCCGGCUGGACAUGACCUCCAACCGGCUACGGACCAUGCCUCCCGACCCCCUCUUUGCCAGGUCCCAGACGGGUGCGAUAAGCCCCACCCCUUACAACAACGUGAUCAGUCUGAAUUUCGGCGGGAACCCCCUGCACUGCAACUGCGAGUUGCUAUGGUUACGGCGGCUGACCCGCGGCGAUGACAUGGAGACGUGCGCGACGCCGCCUCACCUCGCUGGAAGGUACUUCUGGUCCAUCCCGGAGGAGGAGUUCACCUGCGAGCCGCCCCUCAUCACGCGCCACACCCACAAGCUGUGGGUGCUGGAGGGCCAGCGGGCCACCCUCAAGUGCCGCUCCAUCGGGGACCCCGAGCCCGUGGUGCACUGGGUGUCCCCCGACGACCGCAUCGUGGCCAACUCCUCGCGCACCAGCUCCUUCAGCAACGGCACGCUGGACGUCCUUGUGACCGUCGCCCGCGACGACGGCACCUACACCUGCAUCGCCAUCAACGCGGCGGGCGAGGCGACCGCCGCCGUGGACCUGAAGAUCAUCCCGCUGCCCCACAGAGGAGGGGGAGGGGGAGGGGGAGGGGGAGGGGGAGGGGGAGGGGGAGGGGGAGUAGCCGGGGGCGGGGCCGGCGGAGGGGAGGACGAGGGGGAGGACGACGAGGAGGGGAGGAGGGUCGGCGUGCAGGCCGUCACCUCCACCUCGGCGCAGGUGCGCUGGGACCUGGGGCGCGCGGCGGGCAACUACGUGGUGUGGAUGUACCAGAUCCAGUACAACUGCACCGUGGACGAGACGCUCAUCUACAGGAUCCUGCCUUCGACGGCCGACCGCUUCCUGCUGAAGAACCUGGUGUCGGGCGUGGACUACAACCUGUGCGUGCUGGCCAUCUUCGACGACAGCGUGACGUCCCUGGCCGCCACCAAGGUGCUGGGCUGCGCCACCUUCGCCACGCAGGACGUGUACCCGGCGUGCCGCUCGCUGCAGGCGCACUUCCUGGGCGGCACGCUGACCAUCCUGGUGGGCGGCGUCGUCGUGGUGACGCUGCUGGUGUUCACCGUGGCGCUGAUGGUGCGCCACCGAGUGUGCAACCACGGCGACCACCUGAUGUGCCACGACGGCAACAGCGAGGCGGCCGCCGGGAUGUGCUGCCAGUCGGGCGGCGGCCUCGGGGACAAGGGCGGGAACUGCGGGGGCGUGGGCGGCGGGGGCGGCGGGUUCUACCAGUCCAACGGCUCCGGGGACGUGAUGAUGGUGGUGCUGCCCAACGGGCUGCCGGCCAGCUGCGGCGGCGGUGGCGGCGGCGGGGAAAAGCAGAUGGAGAAGGACAAGGAGAGCGCCGAGGCCGCCGGCCCGCUGCCCCCCAAGAUGCCCCCCAAGCCGCGGCCCAAGGCCAAGGUCAACUUCGACCAGUUCAUGUCCACCGGCGGCGGCGUGGUCACCGCGACGACCGGCUCGGGCGACAAGCUGGCGCUGGUGGUGCGGCAGCGGAAGCUGGAGCGCGUGCCGCCGUACACGCCCGAGAUGGAGCGCACGCCGCUCUACUACGCCCCCUCGCCGCCCACCACCCUGCCCCGCCCGUCCCGGGACCGGCCCAGCCCGCGGCUGGAGCGCCAGCUCACCAACCGGGCCAGCUUCUCACUCACCGUGCCGCUCAGGGACGCCGGCCUGGCCGAGUGGCAGCUGGCGCACCCGCAGCGCGGCGCCGCUGACCACUGGAACUCCUCGCGGGCCUACCAGAGCCCCACCUCCCCGCCCAGCCCCGCCGCCGCCGCCGCCGCUGACUACGGCGCGGCCGCCGCCAGGCUGAGCCGCCGCCGCCACUCCCUGGACAUGGGCUCCUCCGUGGCGCUGGCCACCGCCGACGCCGCCGCCGCCGCCGCCAAGCGCUACGGCGCCGUGCGCUACGCCAAGCGGCUGAGCGUCAUCUGGACGCGGCGGAGCCAGUCGCUGCACGGCCUGCUGGUGCACUGCGCCUCCACCACCAGCACCGCCUCGUCCAACGGCAGCGACGAGGGCGGGGGGGGGGGCGGGGACCAGUUCGGGGGCGCGCACCACCAGCUCCAACGGGGCUACAUCCACGCCUACAACACGACCAACUCAAACUCCAACGCGGCCAGAGCUGACCAAUCGGCAGCCGGCAGGGGAGGGGCCAAGAGGGCGCGAGGGAGGGGAGGGGGGGAGGAGCUGGAGGAAAGUGUGGUGUAA